UCUUACUUUUUUUUGUUUGUUUGAUUUAUUUUGUUUUCGACUUUUUUUCUUCAUCGUUCAUCGUGUUUCGAAAUUCAGAACAUUUUGUGAUCAAAUAAAAACAAAAAUUCUCAUAAUCAAUACAAUAAUAAUAAUAAUAAUGAUGAUAAUAAUUGAAUGGAUGAAUGUUUUUGCUUGAAUAGGCGAAUUUUAAUAUGGAUAAUUUAAAGCUAAUAAUAUGUGGUUUCAAAGAUGGCCUUUAUGAUUCAAUAUUCUUUGGUAUCUAUGUGAUAACAACCGUACUGACACAACAACAUCAAAGUCCAAAAUCAACUAAUGUUCUUAAACGUAUACGACAAUGUUGCCUACUUGGUGGCCUUUUAAUGUUUUCUAUGAUGAUUUUUAAUUAUUUUUUAAUACUAUUAAAUAUGGCUGUUACAUUUAUAUUUGGUUCACAAGAACAACAUGGUGCAACAUGGUCAUGGCUUGAAUCAACAUUGUCCACACUUUUUUCGGCAUUAUGGGUUUUACCAUUAAUAUUUAUAAGUCGUAUAGUGACUGCCUUAUGGUUUCAAGAUAUAGCCGAUAUUUCAUUCAGAGGCAGACCACAAGCUUUCAAAAGCAUUUCAAAAUUAAUCGCUGAUACAUUGUUCAGCAUGUUGAUACAGAUUUUAUUUUUGAUACAGGCCAAUCUAUUCUAUUUUUUUCCGAUUGGAUUUAUCGGUCAAAUUCUGAGUAUUCUACAUACAAGCCUUUUAUACUCACUUUAUUCAUUCGAAUAUAAAUGGUUCAAUAUGGGCUGGGAAUUAUAUAAACGACUUCAUUAUAUUGAACGAAUGUGGCCAUAUUUUUUUGGAUUUGGACUUCCAUUAGCUUUAGUCACACAUUCACUUCCAAAUUAUUAUCUAAACACCGCAUGUUUUGCAUUCUUGUUUCCAUUAUUCAUUCUAAGUGCGAAUGAAACACAUCUUGACCUUAAAAAAAGUGAUCAUAAAAUACCAUUCUUUUCUGGUGUUGUUUGGAUUUCCAACAAAUUAAUGAUAGUCCUCCCAUAAUAAUCUAUACACACCGACACUGGUACACACACAAAAUCACAAAAAAAAAUCGGAACUGAUUGACUCAUUGACCAUUGAUGGAUUCCAACAACAAAAAAAAAAAAAAAGAUUUAAUUUUGUCAUUUUCUUUAUUUACAUUUCUAUCUGUAUAUAUGUGUGUGUGUGUGUGUUUGCAUGUGUGAAUCAUCAAAUGUUUCUCAAAAGAAUUUUAUAUAUUCUGUAAGUGUUAUAUUUUGUUAUGUAAACUGCUGCGAAUUAUAACAAAUAACUGUGCAUAAUAUAAUUAAUAAUUAUAAUAUUUAAAUCUUGAUAGGCAACAUUUCAACGACGAUAUCUAAUAAUUUAAUCCAUCCAUCCAUCAGUUGUUGUUGUUGUUGGUCAUCAUGCAAAUAAUGAACGUUUUUUUUGAUUU
This is a messenger RNA of Dermatophagoides farinae (American house dust mite), 1446 nucleotides long. It is a transcript of the gene tank, whose product is annotated as EI24 domain-containing protein tank. The record is from RefSeq and is a predicted model, not a curated record. Gene Ontology annotation, cellular component: endoplasmic reticulum. Lineage: Eukaryota; Metazoa; Arthropoda; Arachnida; Sarcoptiformes; Pyroglyphidae. Gene Ontology annotation, biological process: macroautophagy.